UUGCGAUUGCCUCGUCGCCACCUUUCCUUAAUAAAACAACAAAGAAAGAAGCAAAAGCGCGUGAUUCUCUCCGAGGAAUAAGAGCUCCUCUUCCUUUAAUGGCGUCGAACUAUUUCCCCUCCAAAUUCCGCUCUCUUUCCCUGCUUGCUCUGUCGGCUCUGCUCCUCUCCUACUUGGUUGUCACAGUACCCAGAUCGAAGAAAGUGGCCAUGUCUAAACCGGCAGCAGAAGGAGAAGCGAGAUCGGUGACGGAGGUUCACGGUGUUAAGAUAGAGAAGAAUCCUCCUCAGUCCAAACUCGAUGAGCUUGGCGUCGCCAACUGGCCCAAGUGGGGAUGCGGUCCGAGUAAGUUCCCAUGGACCUUCGAAUCCACGGAGACAAUGUACUUGCUGGAAGGGAAAGUCAUAGUGUAUAUUGACGGGCAUGAUGGUUCUUUCGAAAUCGGAGGCGGGGAUCUGGUUGUAUUCCCUAAAGGCAUGAAGCUUGUUUGGGAUGUCGUCGAAGCUGUGAACAAGCACUACAGCUUGGAAAAGAACUAAGGAUUUGGAACAGUGUUGGUAACUUCAUGUAUCUGCCAAUCUAAUAUAUGCUUACUAGGAGGCACUAGAUUUCAAUUGCUGUCAACUGAAGGAUGAACAUGUCGGAGACUGACUACCAAAGAUUCAUAUUAUCAUCUUGUAUUGAAGUUGAGCGAGUGUUAGCUUCUUUCUAAACAAGGUUCCUCCUGAACUUACAGGAAGAAAAAUCUUGUACUUUUCUGUUAACUAUGUUGUUUCUUCGAUGAGGUUGCUUAGAUGAUGCUUUGCAACAUAAAA
This is a messenger RNA of Syzygium oleosum, 815 nucleotides long. RefSeq lists its product as uncharacterized. Bases 99 to 539 code for a protein of 146 amino acids. The record is from RefSeq and is a predicted model, not a curated record. The transcript has 2 exons. Lineage: Eukaryota; Viridiplantae; Streptophyta; Magnoliopsida; Myrtales; Myrtaceae.